GCCAAACAAAAAUAUCAAAGUCGAGAAUUGCCAUGUACAGAGUAUAAUUUCAAGCAAUUUAAAAUAAAUAAGAAGCCCAAUUAUAGAUUUUUGUUUUGCUAAAAAGUGGAGUAUGGAGAAAGAAUGAAAACUUGCAUGGCUAUUUUUUCAAAUUUCCUUUUCAAGGAGAUCCUAUUUCUAACAACCGCCAAACCCAAAUUGGUAUGAGAGCCAAUGUUUUUGUCACUGGUUCUCGUUCAUUUUACUCCUUUCCCUUUGCAAAUUCCAAUCUUUUUUCUUCUCCUGUGACCUAAAAAAAUCUGUUUCCUAGGAGGAAGACACCGUUUGUUUGUUUUCGCUGCCCUUGAGGAGAAAUGGGAAAUGCUGAAUCUUCAGUUUCUCAAUCUCCAUGCGAGGGCUCCAGCGAUGCAGCUGAAGAAAAUGAAGGUGCUGGAAUGAUUGAAAUUGAACCUAAACUACUUUUUUGCAAUUCCAUAUCACUCACUGUUGAAGAGAUGCAAUGCUUAAAACUAGAGGAGAACCAUACAGAAGAAGGCCUCAUUAUAGAAACCGAGGAGGAGGUCUUAAACUUGACAAAAGGAGAUGUCGAAGAGGUUGACAAGCCAGCUUUAGAAACUCUUGAAGAGGAGGAUAAUGAUGCAGAGCUUGCAAAGGAGGAGAUGACAGUAAAUCUUUUGAGUGAAGCUCAAAGAACAAGUUCAAAUAACGGUUUUUUGAAUGGUGUUAUUACUAACUCUGAUGGGAAAACACAUUCCCAGUGGUAUGAGUUUUUUAGGAAACUAAAAAAAGGACCAGGAGUGAGUUUGCAAACCUUCCAUCCCUCUCUCUACUCUUUUAGGAAGCAUUCCAAGAAAAGAAGUAGGAAAAACAUGGUACUACCUCAAAUUGAUCCUGAUGUAGUUCCUCAUUUCUUGGAGACAUCCUGGAAGGUCUUCUCCUUAUCAGAACUUGAGAAAGUGACAUACAACUUUAACCCUGAACAUUUGAUUGGGAAGGGAGGUUAUUCUGAAGUUUACAAAGGACACUUGGACGAUGGGAGGCCAGUGGCAGUUAAAAGGCUGAUGAGGGGAAACCCUGAGGAAAUGACAUCAGACUACUUAUCAGAGCUUGGAAUUUUGGUACAUGUCAAUCAUCCCAACAUUGCUAAUAUUAUUGGGUAUGGAGUUGAAGGGGGAAUGUACCUUGUACUUCCUUUGUCUCCUCAUGGGAGCUUAGCAACUCUUCUUGAUGGUAGGGAUCAAAAGGAGAAACUAUCUUGGUGCCUUAGAUAUAAUAUUGCUUUAGGGACUGCCUCUGGCCUUGCGUAUCUUCAUGAGGAGUGUCAUAGAAGAAUUAUACAUAGAGACAUCAAGGCAUCUAAUGUUUUGCUCUCGGAGGACUUUCAACCUCAGAUAUCUGAUUUCGGGCUUGCAAAAUGGCUCCCAGAUAAGUGGAGUCACCUCACAGUAUCUCAGUUUGAAGGCACAUUUGGAUACCUCCCUCCAGAGUUCUUUGUGCAUGGAGUUGUUGAUGAAAAAACUGAUGUAUAUGCUUUUGGAGUAUUGCUGCUGGAGAUUAUUUCUGGUCGCCCUGCUCUUGACCAAUCUAAUAACAGUGUGGUGAUGUGGGCUAAACCGCUGCUACUGAAGAAAAGUUUUGGGGAGUUGGCUGAUCCAGCACUAGAAGGUUCUUAUGACUUGGAGCAGAUGAAGGACAUGGCUAUGGUAGCUUCUCUGUGCUUACAACAAUCUUCUGCAGACCGGCCUCCAAUGAGCAAGGCAUGCUUUUAAUUAUGAUACAAUAAAACUCUCUUUCUUUUUUGGUCUAAUUUUCAAGUCCACCUCUGCAAAUAAUCAUCCCAAGCCAGGGUUGCGAGUGUAGAAUUUGGUUGAAAUGCUGAAAGACUGAAGUGUACAUAACUGAAAGCAUAAUGAAAGGUGUCUCAAAUAGCAAAUUAUCACAAAUAUACUUAAAAUAGUUUCUUUAGACUAUUAAAGGAAGAAUGCAAAAGCUUCACUUCUCUCCGCUUCACUUAAUUUUCAGCAAAAAAGUAGCUUUUACACUAUUUGUUAGAUUAAUUGAUCCCUUAUUGCCUUCAAUACUUUGAAUAAGUUAGUCUUUACUAGAAAAUGAGGUGGUUUGGAAUCCUAUUUCCCAAAUUAGGAUAAGUUUAAACUUAUUUUUCAAAUUAUGGUGGUUUUUGCAUCGUGAUGGCAUUGCCUACCGUUGAUGAUGACCCCAUGUUAUCAUCGUCACAUCAACCAUGCACCCGAACACAUCUCCAUUGCACCUUUAGUCAUUAGUUACCGCAUCAUUAUGCAAUAGAGAUGUUGCGGUAAAGUCAGCAAUGGUGAAUACAGUGCGACGGUGAGGGCCACAUUGAGGAGGGGGGCUCAGAUGUGGUUGAUAAACCAAGCAAGUGGUUCGCCAUCCCAGCAAUAUUACAAAUUAGGGGUGAGCUCGGUUCUUUCGGUUUGGUUUUGACCUAAAACCAAAUACGGAACCAAAAUAAAAGUUCGGUUCGGUUUUACACUCCAAAACUUGGAACCACGUUUUGAUUGGUUCGGUUUGUUUCGGUUCGGUUUCGGUUUUUCCGGUUUUUUUACUAAAAAUGUGUCAUUUGAUUUAAAAUUGAUAUAAAAGUUGGAGGGAUCAAACAUAUUACAUAAAAAUUUAUGCUAGCAUACUUGAACAAAUGAAGAAAAUAAUAAUAAACAAAUAUGUCAUGAAAAAAACAAAUAUGUCAUGAAUUAUAUGAGUAUGCGGGAGAGAUACUUGAACAAUAAUUUACAUUGUUUGUGAUUAGUUUGAAAAAAGUUUAUGAAUACAUACGUCCUAUGUGAUAUAGCUGAGAUAAAUAUUUAUUUGUUUUAUUAAUAUAAAAAAUCUAAGUUACAAAAAAAUAAGUUACAUAAAAAUAAAAGUUAAUUACUACUAAUAACCAGUAAAAACAUAUAAUCAUGCAACAAAUUGCAACGUACAUACAUAAAAGACAUAAUAGAUCAAUAUAGCUACAUUAUUAUGGGCAAUGAAUGUGUAUAUGCAUUUAUAAACUAAACUAAACAUAGCACAAGCAUUAUUUCUCUAGCACAAGAAAUUCAAAGAUUAUUGAUGAUAUUAAGAUUAAUGAUUACAUUUAACAAAUAAAAUUUCAUAUUUUAUUUUUGUUUGGUUUGUUCGGUUCGAUUCGAUUUUGAAGGGUAAAAACCAAAACCAAACCAAACUACUACGGUUCGGUUCGUUUUUUUACAUUCGGUUUCGGUUUUUAGCGGUUCGGUUUUAUUUGGUCGUGGUUCGAUUUAUGAUUCGGUUUUCGAUUUUUCGGACCCAGCCCUAAUACAAAUGCAUAUUCUUUAUGUCUUUGAGCAUAUGGCAUACAGGUUGAAAAAAUGCUAAAAGGUGAGGAGAGCAUUUCACAUGACAUCAAGAAGUUGCAAAACCGGCUAAGUCUCAAGACACAUCGUCCCAUUGAGCUGAUCAAAGAAGCACUACUCAAAACACCAAAGAGUUCAAAUGAUUCACCUAAAAGCCUGAACAGUACACCAAAGAUUGUAUGUGAUGAUACAGAAGUGAGAAACGAGAUUCCAAUGGAACAAUGAUGACCCUUGAAGAUGAACACAUUUCUCAUCUUUCCGAUCUUCAUUCAACUUUAACUUGGAUAAGGAUAUUUCAAUAUCCAAAUGAGAAAGGGUAUGAACAUGAUUAUGAGUAAGAUGCUUGGAGGUUUUACAAUGUAAAUGCUUUGUAU
Messenger RNA from Cuscuta epithymum, 3727 nucleotides. Lineage: Eukaryota; Viridiplantae; Streptophyta; Magnoliopsida; Solanales; Convolvulaceae. The record is from the annotation of a GenBank genome assembly.